AAGACUAAAUCACAAAUAAGAUCCAGCAUGGCUGCAGGAGGGACAGGCGUAUUCACUUCCUUACGCAAAAAAGGGCACUGCCGGGGGGAGGCGGUCAGUAUGAGCGAGUAAUAAGGCUGCAUGAUAGUGACCCACAGUCGGGGGCACAAGGACAGACGGAAGGCCCCGUGCCAGUAGCAACAGCAGCCGGAUCAGAGGGGGAUGUACAUAGCGGGGCUGUGGGGAGCUGCUGAUGUGUCCGCUGCUGCUCUAUGUCACUGUGCGUGUCACUGCCCCCCCCACGCAUCUCUACUCCAGCUGUCGCACGUAUACUCUAGCGACUGUCGCACGUAUACUCUAGCGAUCUGCCGCUGCUCAGGGAUCCCUACUGCGGGCUCUGCUCCCCACCGACACUGUGAGUAAGCGCAAACCAUGAACUACGUGGGGCAGUUAGCCGGCCAAGUAUUUGUCACUGUGAAAGAGCUGUACCGAGGACUCAACCCUGCCACUCUGUCUGGAUGUAUAGAUGUGAUUGUCAUACGCCAACCCAAUGGCAACCUGCAGUGUUCCCCCUUCCAUGUACGCUUUGGGAAAAUGGGUGUCCUGCGCUCUAGGGAGAAAGUGGUGGAUAUUGAAAUUAAUGGGGAACCUGUGGAUUUGCACAUGAAACUGGGAGACAAUGGGGAAGCGUUUUUUGUAACAGAACAAGAGGAAAAUGAGGGGGACAUCCCAUCUCACCUGGCCACCUCACCCAUCUUGCUCGAAGGAGCUGCACUGAUGAAGUCUCAGCUGAGGAGGAACUCUAUAGACUGGCAAAGGUCUAUGGACUCUUCGGGCCCCUCUCAGCCCUCUAGCAAUAUGCACAUGGCCGCUUCAGGAGCAGAGAACCCUUCCAACUUGUCAAUGAAGAAGAGAAGGAAAAGGAGGAGAAAGUCAAAGGUGGAUAAUAUGAAGAGAGAGGACAACUGUGAUACCAGUGAAGAUGAAGAUAUGUUUACCAUAGACAUGAGCUCUGAUGAGGAAUGUGAGCCGCUGGAAACCUCCAAGUCCAUGUCUCCAAGCAGCUACAGUGAUAUGAACCAAGCUCAGGGCAACCCAUUUGGUAAAGCAGAAGCACAUCCCCACUCGGAUGGCGAGUGGUCACAUUUGCAAAGUCCUCCAGGUUCCCGGCCUGCAACCCCUAAAAGUGAUUCUGAGUUGGUGAGCAAACCUCUGGCGAGAGGGUUAUCCACUAGUGAGCUUCCAAUGCACUGGGCAUGGGGGGAGCUUCCGCAAGCAACAAAGUCGCCUCUGCACAAAACCAAGGAAUCCAGCUCUGUGAGCAUAAACAUGACAGAAAGCACACAUUUUAGGAUCAUCCCAUGCGCCACGAACGUGGGGGCAGGUUCAUCCCCUGAACUUAGAGAGAGCCAGACCAUUUCUUUGGUUCUAGAUGAUGCCAGACAUAAUCAUCCUCCGCCACUUAUUAGUGAGCCUGAUAUUGAAACUCUAGGAGCUGCUGCACCUCCUCUUCCCUUUGAAGAAGAACCAAGUCCCAGAUCCCCUGGUUUGAUUCCAACAGCUGGCAAGACCGAUUCUCCUUCUAAAAAAAAAGAUAAGAGGAGCCGACACCUUGGGGCUGAUGGAGUUUAUUUGGAUGAUAUCACGUGCAUGGAUCCUGAGGUUGCAGCUUUGUAUUUUCCAAAAAGUGGAGAUACAUCAGCCCUAGGCAAGAGCUCAAAUGAAAAUGGGACCCGCUCUGCGAAUCAGUCCCCACAGUCUGUUGGAAGCUCAGGGGUUGACAGCGGAGUAGAAAGCAUCUCAGAUGGCAUAAGGGAUCUGCCUUCCAUUUCAAUAUCACUUUGUGGGGGCCUUACUGACAACAAAGAGAUAACAAAAGAGCGGUUUAUAGAGCAAUCGGUGUCCUAUCAGCAGUUUGUGGACAAUCCCGGCCUCAUUGACGACCCCAAUCUCGUUGUGAAAAUUGGAAACAAGUACUACAACUGGCCGACAGCAGCCCCUCUCCUCCUGGCCAUGCAGGCUUUCCAGAAGCCGCUGCCUAAGUGUUCUUGCUUUGAUUACUUGUGUGCAGUGGUAGAUUCCAUUAGAUUUUGUUUUUCUGGUCUCUGUGGCCAACAGGCAGUAACCAUCGAUACUCUGAUGAGAGACAAGAUGCCGAAGAAAGGGGGACGGUGGUGGUUUUCCUGGAGGGGGAGAAACACAAAUAUAAAAUCAGAAGCAAAGCCAGAUCAAGGCUUGAAUGGAAAUGGACCCUACAGUGGUGGACAACCAGCUGGGACCAGCUUGGAACAUAGAAUCAAAGAUGAAUCAUCGUCGAGCGAUGAAGACCCUAGGGGUGCUAAGCAGAGCAUCGGCUCCCUGCAGUCAAACCAGACUCCUAUUUCAUCGUGCGGCAUCACGUAUAAAAAGACAUUGAGGCUGACCUCUGACCAGCUUAAAAGUCUCAAGCUGAAAAAUGGUCCCAAUGAUGUUGUAUUCAGCGUCACCACUCAAUAUCAAGGCACAUGUCGAUGUGAAGGUACCAUUUACCUCUGGGACUGGGACGAUAAAAUCAUCAUUUCUGAUAUUGAUGGAACCAUCACACGAUCGGACACACUGGGUCAUAUUCUGCCAACACUGGGUAAAGACUGGACUCACCAAGGGAUAGCAAAGCUGUAUCACAAAGUGAGCCAGAACGGCUACAAGUUUCUCUACUGCUCAGCCCGGGCCAUUGGAAUGGCUGAUAUGACUAGAGGCUACCUUCACUGGGUAAAUGAACGUGGGACAGUACUACCUCAGGGACCGGUCCUCUUAAGUCCUAGCAGUUUGUUCUCUGCCUUACACAGGGAAGUGAUUGAAAAAAAGCCUGAAAAAUUUAAGAUUGAGUGUCUGACGGACAUCAAAACUUUAUUCCAGCCCAACGAAGAACCGUUUUAUGCUGCUUUUGGAAACCGAGUCACAGACGUGUAUUCAUACAAAGAGGUCGGUGUUUCGCUAAACCGAAUAUUUACAGUCAAUCCCAAAGGGGAGCUGAUUCAGGAGCACGCGAAGACCAACAUAUCGUCGUAUGUUAGACUCUGCGAGGUGGUGGAUCACAUAUUCCCUUUGCUAAAAAGGAGCAACUCAUGCGAUUUUCCCUGCUCGGAUACCUUCAGUCAUUUCACGUUCUGGAGGGAGCCUUUACCUCCAGUUGAAAACCAAGACAUUCACCCUCCAGCACCUUAAAUAUCCUGCAGCAUUUCAGUGUAAGAAGACCCUCAACCUAUAUGUAUGAUGCUGCAUUCUCCAACUUUUCCUGGACUUUCAAUCAAAUGGCGCCCUUCCAAGAUACUUGAGUGACAUGAAGAUGGAUGUGCUUUUUUUUUUUUUUCUUCAGAUAUUUUGCAAAGGAUUUUAAAAGUACUGAGUAUGGGAUAGGAACCAUACCCGUGAAAUGGUUUAGUGUCUGAAGCUUAUGAUGUGAAUUCUGGAGACUGCAACCCGACUGUAGUGUGCUCUUCUGUUAGAAGUUCAGUUCAUUGGGGAAAAAGGUUUUUCCUCAUUUAAAAUGUAUUCAGCAUUGCAGGAAACCAUAACCAUGAAGGAAUCAGGGCCGACAUGAGUUGUGGCAUGUCUGGAGGCAAAAUAGACCUGACUCUAGAGCAGUGAUACCCAACCAGUACCUGAUGUUGCUCACCAACUCCUUGGAUGGUGCUCCAUGUGACCUCAAAGCAGAUCUUAUUUUUCAGUUCCUGGAUUGGAGACAAGUUUUAGUUGCAUAAAAACUAGGUUUAUUACCAUGCAGACUGUCCUGUAGGAAGUCAGUCCACAUAGAGCUACCAAAUUGUCAAUCACAGCCUUUUUUUUUGGCACACCCCUUUUCAUGCUUGUGUUGCUCCCCAACUCUUUAUUUUUUAAUGUGGCUCAUGGGUUAAAAAAGGUUGGGCACCCCUUCUCUAGACUAACAAGGUACGUCUUAUGGUCCUCCAGCUUUUGGUGGCUGCUGAUAGUUCUGUCACCAUCUUGUCCAUUAUUUAGGCUUCAGGGCAAAUGCCCUAUUUUCGCCCCUAAAACCAGCCUAAUAAAUUAGACAUUAGCAUUCUAGAAGGUGCAAUGUUGAUUCCAGAUAAAAAUAAUUGAGAUAUAGAAUUCUUGUUGCACUGAAUUGGCCAAACCGAUAUAUAAUUGUACUGGAUGGCCAGACAUUGGCCGUAAGGAAUGACUGGAACUCAGUAGAUAAAUAUCUGCAUUUUUGCUCCUGUGUGCCGAAGUACAAAAGUGUUUGAUGAAGACAUAUAUAUCGGUUAAUGAGUACUUUUUGCAUGAUUUUAGGCUUUAGCACCAAAUGGUGCAUUAUUAUUUACUCCAGCGAAAUAUAUAGGCAGCAGUCUCUAGGCAACACACCAAAGACAUGGCAGCUUUCCAUUUCUAACUACAUCUGGGCCUUUAAGCUUGCAGAAAUGGUCUCGGUUACUUUGGUUUCAUCACUGCGCUCCACAAACACAACCAAAAGAGGUUGGAAUCAGUAUGACAGGGAGACUAAUACAGUAUGUCCAAGUAUUGGAACUUGACCUGCCUCAUUCCAGGUGAAAAGAAUGGGAUCUCGAAUGGACUAUUUACUCUUUCUGUGAAAGAAAACGGAUAGGACGCUUACAUAGUAAUGCUGGUUUCUCUUACUCCUAUAGACAAAUAUUUUUUUAUUAAGCAAUAGUUUAAAGAAUAUGCAUUGAGGUGCAAACAGCAUUUGUGGUUUUUUUUUUCAUUGUGUCUUUUCCUUGAAUACACUGAGCUAAUAACUGGGCUAAUGUGAGGAUUAGGAUAUUACUGUAAGAAUUCUGUAAAAUUCAGUUAAGUCAAAUGGUGUUUAUUGUGAACACUGUACAAAGUAACAUACUGCAACGCAAUGGUGCCCAGGUUGUGCCCAUGGAGUCUACUGCAAAAUCAGUUUGUACAUUUAGAACAGUUACAAGAAAUAGGUAGAUACAGAUGAAUUAUGUAGAAAAUGCUUCACAUCAGUGUCGGACUGGCCCACCGGUAUACCAGGAAAACUCCCAGUGGGCCCUCUUGUUUCUAAACAUUUGGCCUAUUUCAUGGUCAUUACCUAUUUCUUUUUGGGGGAAAAUGCUUAAUAAUGGGAGAAUAUUGUUAGCAUAUAUUAAAAACUAGGAGAAUAAAGCGGUUGAGUGAGGAGAGGAGGAAUGAUAGUUUGGAACGGUCCAUUGUCUUAGGUUUUCUAGUGGGCUUACAGUUUUAGGUUUUCUGGUGGGCCCAAGGUCUAAGGCUUUCUGGUGGGCCUCUGGCAUCCCAGUCCCACACUGUUUACAAUUUAGUAUCAUACUGCUCACUGAUAGGAUUUUAAAUAUGGGCGAUAUUUAUAUCUUAUACUGUAUUUAGGUCUGGUUCCAAGCUAGGCACCGGACCUAACAGUGCCCCCCAAAGUAUGGAAUGAUGUCACAUCACAUGCAUGUGACAUCACUUCUGCAAAAAUGUUACUUCCAGAUUUCACUGCAACGGGCCCUGUACCCAUUGCAACCCACCCUCCCCCAGCUAUGCCACAUUUCAGCAGAAAGUCUUCAGCGGUAGCUGGGGGUUUUUUUCUUUGAACUUUUUUCCAAUUAUUUAGUUUUGCCUUCCAAAAUCUGCCAACCCAGACAUGGGCCCUAGGCUGCCUAUAUGUAAAUAUGGCCCUGCUACUGCAUGUACUGUUUGAACAAUGUUGCAGCAGGUAACUACCCAUACAUUUAUUUUAAAUUCUGCACUUUUUUCAAUUAUUCGCAUUAAACAAAACAAAUAUUAGCAUAAAAAAACAGUCCCUAAUUAUACCUGUACCCCAAUCAAUGACUGUCCUGUUUCUGGAGAAGGAAAGGUAGAAUCACUAGGGGUGUAAAGUUGUUAAGCACCCCAAUGAUUUAGGGGGCCUUCACCACCCCAGAUUUUUUCCCCUCUGGUUCGGAAUAAAUAUGUGAGCAGGAGGCAAGAAAAGUUUUCAUGUGCAUCUAAAUGAUGUUCUGCCUGUAGGUACUGCCUAGGUUCUCAGCUUCAGUAGAUGAAGGGGUUCCUGAGACAAUAGAAUUAAAUUGAGGAGCAGCACAGGCAACGUAACCUGGCCAGUGCAUUUUCUAAACAUGAGGAACAUAAGGACAGCAUAGGAAGUAAGUGUCUAGAGCAGUGAUCCCCAACCAGUGGCAGCAACAUGUUUCUCAUCAAUCCCUUGGAUGUUUCUCCCAGUGGCCUCACAGCAGGUGAUUGUUUUUGAAUUCCAGGCUUGGAGGCAAGUUUUGAUUGUAUAAAAACCAGGUGUACUGCUAAACAGAGUCUCCCGUAGGCUGCCAUUCCACAUAGGGGCUACCAAAUAGCCAAUCAAAUCUCUUAUUUUGCACCCCAGGAACAUUUUCAAUGCAUGUGUUGCUCCCCAAGUAUUUUCACAUUUGGGAAACCUGGCCUAGAGCCACCAGUUAUUCUUCCUUUCCUUCUCCUGUAAAGGGAUACUGUCAUGGGAAAACAUAUUUUUUUCAAAACACAUCAGUUAAUAGUGCUGCUCCAGCAGAAUUCUGCACAGAAAUACGUUUGUCAAAAGAGCAAACAGAUUUUUUUAUAUUUACUUUUGAAAUCUGACAUGGGGCUAGACAUAUUGUCAGUUUCCCAGCUGCCCCAGUCAUGUGACUUGUGCUCUGAUAAACUUCAGUAGCGUAAUGAAAGUUUAACCAUUAUCAUUUCAAAAGCAAUAUAGUGCUGGGGCAUUAAACACCAGCUUCAUUGAUACCCUCUCUCCUAUUGAAGGGGAUCUAUCGUUCUAGAUCUCCUCUAAGAAACCCCUCAUAUUUUCUUUUAACCUUUAUGCACUGAGCUUGCCAAGUGGUAGAUCUCUAGAGCUUAGCCUGGGCACCAGAGUCACAAAUGAUUGUUCGGAUGUAUUUGGGGGGGGGGGUGAAUGUGUGUCAUAGGUACUAAAUAAAAUAUAUGCACAUAUAUUUGAUAAUGGAAGCUAAUACCAAUGUGAAUGUAGUAAUUAUAGCAUUAUUACAGAUUAUUAUAAGAAGAUUACAGUAUUCAGUAGAUGUAUUUUAUAGGUAGCCUAUUAGAAAGCAACCUCAGCUGAUCUCAAGUUAUUCCUGUAGGCUUUGGGUGAAGGUAAUGCAUCUAUAACCUAGCGGUGGGCUGAUCCCACUGACAGAUCGUAUAGAUUUAAUAUGUUCCAUAACAUAUAUGUUUCUUUUUUUUCUAAGCUUUCCAUGCACUUAAAUAUUUUGCUUCUUGGAACAAACAAUGCUCACCAUAUCCUCAGUUUAGGAUUCGCUAUACUUCAUCUUGGUUGCCAUCACUGUAUUAAAAUAUCAGUAUUUAUGUCCUGUAUCCAGUCUAGCACUUGAGAAUAACAGUUGUUUGAUGCAUUGAGUAGUAUCCAUAAUGGUGCAAAGCUGGAUAUACUACAGGUUAUUGUAUUAAGCACACACAUAGCUGCAGCUAUUUGCUCUGGUACAGAUCCAACUUAUUGGCACUUAUCUCUGCUCACUGUUCCCUAUGUGCACACGUGCCCCGUUCUUAAUUGUGUGUGGAUGACUGAAAGCAAGGAAUUGUGGCGUGUCCGAUAUGUAAGACUAACGAGUUGCUCCAAUAAAGAACAACGGGUUGCAAACA
This is a messenger RNA of Xenopus laevis (African clawed frog), 7575 nucleotides long. It is a transcript of the gene lpin1.L, whose product is annotated as lipin 1 L homeolog. The coding region runs from base 412 to 3183 and encodes 923 amino acids. Lineage: Eukaryota; Metazoa; Chordata; Amphibia; Anura; Pipidae. The record is from RefSeq and is a predicted model, not a curated record. The transcript is spliced from 21 exons.